This is a messenger RNA of Closterium sp. NIES-65, 3126 nucleotides long. The record is from the annotation of a GenBank genome assembly. NCBI's taxonomy places the organism in Eukaryota, Viridiplantae, Streptophyta, Zygnematophyceae, Desmidiales, Closteriaceae.
AUGUCGUCGACGCGGAUGGCCACGUCAUCAUCGAUGGCAUUAGUGGGCUCCUUACUCGCCAUCAUCAACGAGAUCUCCGCGCUCGGCGAUCGCCUGCGCAGCCACAAGCGCUCGUGUCAGAUUCUCAUCCGUCGGAUCAAGCUGCUCGCGCCGCUCUUCGAGGAGAUUAGAGACGUCAAGAGCCCGCUCCCGCCGGCGGCGGUGGUGGCGUUUCAGAGCAUGCGGGCCGCGCUUAGCGCCGCCAAGACCAUUCUCGUGGACUGCAGCAGCGGAAGCCGCAUCUGGAUGGUCAGUGCGCCUUACCUCCCUUCUCCCUACCGCCCUUCUUUCCCUAAUCCAUCUAUAUGGUCAGUCGACCUUAUCGAUCGUUACCCCUCGCUUUCCUUCCACCCCUCUUCUUACCUUACUCAUCUUGACAAUCAGGGUUGUAACGUUGCACCUUGCUCCUCGCAUCGCAUCAUCUUCCUGCGUCCUCGCUUUCCCGCCACAUCAUCUCCUCCCUCCCCGCGCUCCCGCCCUCCCCGCGCUCCCGCCCUCCCCGCGCUCCCCGCUCACCCCGCUCUCCCGCAUUUCACUCGCCCCUACGCCUCGCGCCUCUCUGAUGUGAUGGAGCGCGAGGCGAUGGCGGAGCGCAUGCGCGCGGUGAACCUGGAGCUGAGCGGCGCGCUGGCGGACCUUCCGAUGAACGUGAUGGCGAUCUCGGAAGAAAUCCAGGAGCAGACGCAACUCGUGCAAGUGCAGUUGAAGCGCAGCCGAGCAUUGGACGACGCGCAGGAAGAGCAGCUAUAUGCCGACGUGCGCCACAUCCUCUCUGACCCGCGCCUGGGCGGCCCUCCCCUCAACAGCUCCGCCCGUCACCCCGCCCCCGCCGCUGCUGCUGCUGCUGCUGCUGCUUCCCAGGGGGAAGUUGACGGGUCAGGACCGAUGAUUGACCUGUCUGCCGUGCCGCGGUCGCCGCACCCCUCUGCUCCUCCUCCCUCCCCGGCCGUUCUCUCCGCCUUCCCCGCCUUCCCUCAUACACGUGCGGAGAUUGACAAGGGUGCUGCUUCUGCUGCUGGUGUUACGAUCACAGUGUUACCGUCUGGUGUGACAGGAGAGGAAGGGGCAGGGGCGGGAGGGUCUGCAGCAGGAGGAGCAGGGGGGGCAGCUGGGCGGUUUCCGUCAUUACCCUCGCUAAGUUCCGUGGAAGCAGGGUUACUAGACCCGGUUUUGGGCAAGCUAGGGCUGAUCUCCCUGCCUGCUGUUCUCGAGGAGAUAGCCUCGCUAAAACGAGCGCGGGAUCAGCUUAUAGAGGAGACGGAUGCAGCAGUGGCAAGCGGCAAAGGGGGUGGGGGUGGGGAAUCUGCAAUGGAACGGCUGAGGCUGCGACUAAAUGAGGAGCUCAGGAAGGGGGCAGAGAUGAGUUUUUCAGGAGAGGAGGAGGGAGGGUCUAGUGGGGGGCGAGGGGAAGGGAAAGAGGAGGGCCCUUCUGUUUCUUCCAAGUCUCUGUUUUCACCCAAAAGUGCAGUUUCUUCUAGAGGGGGGGAUGGGAGGUCGGGGGAUGGCAGCGUGUGUUCAAGAGCGGAUGCAGAGCGGAGGGUUACGUUGGAGAGUAGAAAGAAUGAGAAGCUAAGGGAGGUUGAGAAGAUUAUACUGUUACUGGAGCGGCUUAAAGUGAGUCUAAGCGGAGGGAUGGAGGACAGGGAGGAGGGGAGCGGUGGAAUGAGGAAGUCGGGGAGUGGGGAUGGGUCGGGAGGGGAGGAGGGGAAUCCGGAGGAUGGGGUGGAUAGGGGCGGCAUCGGCGUGGGCACUGGGUCGGCGCUGCGGUCGAAGUCCGGGCGGCUGGUGGUGCCUCCGGAUGACUUCCGUUGUCCUAUCUCGCUGGAGAUUAUGAGGGAUCCGGUGAUCGUCUCUACAGGCCAGACGUACGAUCGAGCGUACAUAGAGCAGUGGCUCAAGGAGGGUCACAAGACGUGCCCCAAGACGCAGCAGAUCCUAUCCCAGCCCGCCUCGCUCAUCCCCAACUUCUCCCUGCGAAGCCUCAUCCAGCAAUGGUGCGAAGCCAACAAUGUUGAACUACCCAAGAGAACGCACAAGUCAGGCCACAGGCACCGCCAUCACAGCAGCAAGCAUGGUAGCAGCAGCAGCAGCAGUGGUGGUGGUAGCAGCAGCGGGGGUAGAAGUGCGGGUGGGAGCGGUGGGGGUGGUGGGUCCGGUGGGGGAGCAGGUGGGACCGGGGACGGAGGCUCGGCGGAGAUUUCGCUCUCGGAUCGACAUCAGGUGAUGCAGCUUCGGGACCGGCUUCGCUCGCCGGAUCUGGAGGUUCGAAAGGGUGCUGCGGUUGACGUAAGGCUGCUGGCGAAACGAAGUGUGGAGAACCGGGUUGCAAUGGCCGAAGGAGGCAUCAUUCCCCUCCUGGUCGAAUUACUCACUGACCCUCUCCCAGCUGAUGCCAAAAUGCAGGAGCAUACGGUUACCGGGUUACUAAACUUGUCAAUCAACGACCCGAACAAGAGCCUGAUUGUCUCAGCUGGAGCCAUCCCGGCUAUAGUUCGGGUUCUGGAGAAAGGAGGCAGCAUGGAGGCUCGAGAAAACGCGGCAGCGGCGCUGUUCUCGCUCUCAGUCAUGGAUGAAAACAAGAUUUCGAUCGGGCAGGCGGGAGCGAUACCGGCCCUGGUGGACCUGCUUCAGCAUGGGUCAACUCGGGGAAAGAAAGAUGCGGCUACUGCAAUCUUCAACCUGUCGAUCUACCAGGGGAAUAAGGCAAGGGCUGUGCGUGCCGGGGUGGUUGCGCCUCUUGUGGAUCUGCUCGUGCAUCGUCGAUCGGGCAUGAUGGACGAGGCUCUUGCGAUCCUGGCCGUCCUUUCGACGUCCCCAGAGGGGCGGACGGCGAUAGGAGAGGCGACUGCAGUGCCUAUUUUAGUGGAGCUUAUGAAAGAUGGGUCUCCGAGGAACAAGGAGAAUGCGGCUUCGGUGCUGCUCUCGCUGUGUUUGAACGGCAGGGAGCACACGGAGCUUGCGGUGCAGUGCGGUGCUGUGCCGCCGCUGCAGCUGCUGCUGAGGAGUGGCACGCCCAGGGCUAAGCGGAAGGCGUCUCAGCUUCUGCAGCACCUGCAGGACCAGGAGCUAAUGUCCAAGAGGAGUUAA